AUGAGGCUGAUUAUCCGCGAUGAUGCUGACGCCGCCAGCGCGUACGUAGCAAGCUACAUCGUUGACCGCAUCAAGCACUUCAAUCCCACCCCAGCUCAUCCGUUCGUGCUCGGUCUGCCGACCGGAAGCAGUCCCCUGGGUGUGUAUAAAAUCCUCGUUCAGAAGUACAAGGCCGGAGAGAUCUCAUUUGAAAAUGUCAUCACCUUCAACAUGGACGAGUACGUCGGCAUCCCUCGGGAUCACCCAGAAAGCUACCACUCGUUCAUGUGGAAGCACCUCUUCUCCCACGUAAACAUCCACCCCAACAACGUCAACAUCCUCAACGGCAACGCCCAAAACUUGGAGGCCGAGUGCGUCGCCUACGAGGCCAAGAUCAAAGCCGUCGGCGGCAUCGACCUCUUCCUCGCCGGCAUAGGCGAGGACGGCCACAUCGCCUUCAACGAGCCCGGCUCCAGUCUCGCCUCGAGGACGCGUGUAAAGACUCUCGCUUACGACACCAUCCUCGCCAACUCGCGCUUCUUCGACAACGACGUCGAAAAGGUCCCCAAGCUCGCCCUGACCGUCGGCGUGCAGACCGUGCUCGAGGCGAGAGAGGUGGUUGCCAUCAUCUUGGGCGCUAAGAAGGCGCUCGCCCUGCAGAGGUGCAUCGAACAAGGCGUGAACCACAUGUGGACGCUCUCCAGCCUGCAACUGCACCCUCACCCGAUGAUUGUUGUGGACGAGGACGCGACCCUGGAGUUGCAGGUCAAGACAGUCAAGUACUUCAAAAGCAUCGAAAAGGUCGCCAGGGAACAAGGCUUUGAACAGAUCCUCCCCUCUAGGAUCCGUACCGGUCCCGGUCCCGUGCCGGUUACAGUCAUAGACGAGGUCGAGACCCCUACUAUCCUACACCCGCAGCCCACCACCUCGCGUUUGCUGCGUGCCUCGCCGGCGACGGAAUACCCCAUCCGCUCUACGUCACCCGACAUUGAGCUCGUCUUCGAGAGCAUGGCGUCCCGCACCAAGUCGCCUACCGAGCAGCAGCUUCGCGCCGUCACGCCCGACCUCGUCACCGACAGGAUGGCCACGCGGAUCCCCGAGCCCGCGCUGGCGGGCCGUCUGACGCCAACACCCGAGCAGCAACCGCAGCUGUCCAGAUCAGUGACCCCCGACCUGAUCCCCGACCGCAUGGCUUCGAGGAUCCCGGAGCCGGCGCUUGCGCGGCGGUUGACGCCAAACCCGGAGCAGCAGAUGAUGUCAAGACUGAACACCGUUGGGGCUUGA
This is a messenger RNA of Colletotrichum graminicola M1.001, 1263 nucleotides long. RefSeq names its product glucosamine-6-phosphate isomerase. The record is from RefSeq and is a predicted model, not a curated record. NCBI's taxonomy places the organism in Eukaryota, Fungi, Ascomycota, Sordariomycetes, Glomerellales, Glomerellaceae. The transcript is spliced from 4 exons. Gene Ontology annotation, biological process: D-glucosamine catabolic process; N-acetylneuraminate catabolic process; carbohydrate metabolic process. Bases 1 to 1263 code for a protein of 420 amino acids. Gene Ontology annotation, cellular component: cytoplasm. Gene Ontology annotation, molecular function: identical protein binding; glucosamine-6-phosphate deaminase activity.